AUGACAGCGUUAGAAAACAUCUCUGCGAUCCCCAACUUCGAGAGGGGUCGGCUCUCUCCCGUUGCCAAGAUCAGGAGCGACGUAGCGAUGACCAGGCGAUCUCUUGACCUGCCGCAGCCCCGCAAUGACCCAGACCGUUUCUCCAUCCGCCACAAGAAGAACGUAGUAAUGAUUCCUCCCACCACUCGGGAUCGGAGGAUCAGCAUGCCGGACGAGCCUUCCUUUUCUUGGUCUCCGGAACCAGACACGGCGACGAACGGCAAGCAAGAUAGCACGGGGGGAUGGGCCGUGUCGUCGGUGAAGGGUCAAGCUCAAAGUCGUCAAGCGCGAGAUCUGUCAAUCAUGCGGAAGUGGCACACCAUCGACACCAUCGACGCAAGUCAGGGGAUGGACGACUUGCUAGGACGAGACGGCCUCAACUCCCCUGUGGCAGGGUCCAAGAAGCAUCCCACGUCCCUCGAUGCAGACCAGCAAGGGCACAAGAAGGGGAAAGGCAGCAGCUCCCCGCUGAUGCGCGUCCGCUCCCGCGUCUUCGCAGCGAUUCAGAUGAUGCCUGCUACCUCUCGCUACAAGGCCAAGAACCUCCCUCAGGGCACGCUGGCGCCACUGGACCACCAUAUUCCGUCCUUUGGCGCUGACCGUGCUGCCAUGGACAUCAAGGAGGAGGAUGAAGAGGAGGUCAACCAUGCAGCGGAGGACUUCAGUGACUCCUUGAUCCACAACUUGAUCGAACAACAGAGAGAAAACUUUGAGAUCUACCGCAAGUACCUGAACAAGGCAGACUCCCUAUGA
Molecule: messenger RNA, 792 nt
Organism: Guillardia theta CCMP2712
Lineage: Eukaryota; Cryptophyceae; Pyrenomonadales; Geminigeraceae
Exons: 1
Coding region: 1-792 (263 amino acids)
Source: RefSeq, a predicted model, not a curated record